CGAGAUCGUGCACAUAAUGCCAUCUCGCUCUAACCAACGAAGUUCUUGCGGGCCAGCAACUAGAGGCUUGAGUGCGCAGUUGGCUGAUGAAAUCGAGUGAAAAUUUCUGGAUUGUGGUUUGUUUGAAUCAAGAAUACCGUCUAAGCGAGAAGUAUUGCGAGUGGUUAUGUAUGUGUUUGACCCAUUUGGAAUUCUAGCCGAAUAUUCCCUGAUCGCUAAACUGCUUCUGCAGUCAAUAUGGCAAAAGCGAACAGAGUGGGACCAGCCAAUUGAGGGCGACGAUAUAAAGCAAUGGAAAUGUUGGUUGCGCAGCCUAAGCCAAGCAUGCAAGAUAAGGAUACCCCGAUGUUACGCUGAAGAGUUCUUUGGGGAACCAAUUGAACUACACAUAUUUUGCGAUGAGUGAGUCAGCUUAUGCAGCAGUUGGAUACUGGCGCAUACGUACGAAAUCUAAAUGGAAGUCCGCAUUUAUAAUGGGAAAGACCAAGUGUGCCCCAAUGAAACUAUCGACCAUACCCAUGCUCGAGCUACAGGCGGCAGUGCUAGGAACUCGUCUCAGGAAAUGUAUUCUUGAGGGUCACGACGUCAACCCCAAAUGUGUCCACAUGUGGUCCGACUCCAAGACUGUCUUAGCAUGGAUUAAAUCAGAUCACAGAAAAUAUAAGCCAUAUGUAGGACACAGAAUUGACGAGAUACUUGAAGCCACAAGGUUGGAAGAUUGGCAUUGGGUGCCUACUAAGGAUAACCCGGCAGACUUUGGCACCAAACUCAGAUCUGGAACUCGAGAAACCUCCUGGUUGAGAGGCCCUCAAUUCCUUCAAGAGGACGCAAGUCAAUGGAAUCUAGGAACUUCAGACGUUGGUGACACGGAACUGGAACUAAGAAGCAAGUUUACGUUAUCAAUCAAUGAGAUGUCUUCAGAUGGAUCUGUCAAUAUCGUAUUCAGGGAGUUGCUGGAAAGGUUCUCUUCAUUUACAAGGCGGAUGCGAGUUGUCGCUUGGGUCUACAGGAUGUGUGAUCGUAAGAUCAAACGAAAAGUCUACCUUGAUGUAUCUGAAAUUGAAGAAGCUGUACUCAUAGUGAUCCGCAAUGUACAGGAUGUUGCAUUUCAUGAUGAGCGGGUGGCGCUAUUGACUGGACAGUCCAUCGAAAAGAACAGCAAGCUGUGGAAGUUGUCUCCGAUCAUAGACGGAAGAGGAGUGAUCCGCAUGAAUGGGCAUAUUAAUAACGCAUGUUCGGUUGGAGAAGAAACCAGGCGUCCAAUAUUAAUGCCCCAAGGGCAUCACGUUACAAAAUUGAUCGUGCGACAUUAUCACGAGCUAUGGAAACACCAGAAUGAAAACACAAUUAUAGCAGAAAUACGCAGAAAGUACUACAUACCACACUGCCGACAGGAGGUUCGCCGUGCAGCUAGAAAUUGUAUGACUUGUAAAAUCCAGAGAGCUUCACCAAAAAUGCCAUUAAUGGGACAACUUCCUAAGGACAGACUCUCUCCGUACGUACGCUUAUUCUCAUAUGUUGGAAUCGACUAUAUGGGACCGUUUCUGGUUGUAAGAGGAAGGCCUGGAUAGAAGAAACGCUGGAUAUGCAUUUUUACAUGCCUUACGCGGAAGACCAGUAAGAAUCCGAUCUGACAAUGGUACCAUUUUGGUGGGAGCUGAGCGUGAAUUGAAAAGAGAAUUACAGGACCUCGAUCACAUUAGAAUAGCGAACGAGCUGUCAACCAAGCAGAUCGAAUGGCUGUUUAAUUGCCCGCUAAACCCCCAUGCAGGUGGGUGCUGGGAAAGAUUGGUACGCAGUGUGAAGAGGGCCAUAGGACACGCGCUGCAUGACAAAAACCUGAAAGAA
Messenger RNA from Drosophila miranda, 1848 nucleotides. RefSeq lists its product as uncharacterized. Bases 399 to 1571 code for a protein of 390 amino acids. The record is from RefSeq and is a predicted model, not a curated record. NCBI's taxonomy places the organism in Eukaryota, Metazoa, Arthropoda, Insecta, Diptera, Drosophilidae. The transcript has 2 exons.